Messenger RNA from Anoplopoma fimbria (sablefish), 1263 nucleotides. It is a transcript of the gene ghrhrl, whose product is annotated as growth hormone releasing hormone receptor, like. Gene Ontology annotation, cellular component: plasma membrane. Gene Ontology annotation, molecular function: growth factor binding; growth hormone-releasing hormone receptor activity; peptide hormone binding. Gene Ontology annotation, biological process: positive regulation of cell population proliferation; adenylate cyclase-activating G protein-coupled receptor signaling pathway; cell surface receptor signaling pathway. The transcript is spliced from 13 exons. The record is from RefSeq and is a predicted model, not a curated record. Lineage: Eukaryota; Metazoa; Chordata; Actinopteri; Perciformes; Anoplopomatidae. Bases 16 to 1263 code for a protein of 415 amino acids.
GUUGGAACCGACGACAUGUCCUUUCUCCACAUCAGAGGGAUUUUACUCACUAUGUCUUUGGCUUCAACUGCGUUGUCGAGCCUGCACCCUGAAUGCGAGUUCAUAUUUCAGCUGGAGAAGGAGAAGCGUCACUGCCUUCAGUACAUCGCAGAGCAGGGCAACAGAAGCACAGAAGGUUGUGGGCCAUUCUGGGAGGCAGUCGCCUGCUGGCCUCAUGCAGCCGUUGGGGAAACAGUCCAAAGAGGUUGUCCUGCCGUCUUUUCCCUCUUCAAAAACAACACAGGUUCAGUGAGCCGUAACUGCACCAGCGGAGGUUGGUCCAGACCUUUCCCAGCAUAUCACAUCGCCUGCAGUGUUGACGAUGACAUACCCGAGACGGAGCAGUCAUACUUUGCCACAGUGAAGCUGAUAUACACCGUCGGCUACAGCAUCUCUCUAGCGGUGCUGGCUGUGGCUGUGUUGAUCCUGUUGCUCUUCAGGAGGCUGCGUUGUGCCAGGAACUUUAUCCACAUCCAGCUUUUCAUCACAUUCAUCCUGAAAGCUGGGGCUGUGUUCAUAAAGGAUGCAACUCUGUUCUCAAGUGAUGACAUCAACCACUGCACCCUUUCCACAUUUGCCUGUAAGGCCUCUGUGGUCUUCUGUCACUACUGUGUAAUGUCCAAUUUUUUCUGGCUGCUGGUGGAGGCGCUUUACCUCAAUUCCCUGCUGCUUUCGUCCUUUUAUCACAGCCUACGAUGCCUCUGGGGCUUCAGCCUGCUGGGAUGGGGUGUACCUGUGCUCUUCAUCGCCCUGUGGAUUGGGUCCAGGGUGUACUUUGAGGACACAGAAUGUUGGGACAUCUACGAGGACUCACCCUAUUGGUGGAUCAUCAAGGGACCAAUUGUUGUGUCUAUUGCGGUGAAUUUCAUUCUCUUCAUGAACAUCAUCAGAAUCCUGAUACAGAAGCUCAAUCCUCGGCUGAUCCACUUCAAUAACUCCUCUCAGUACAGACGCCUGACUAAAUCCACUCUCCUCCUCAUCCCUUUGUUUGGGACUCAUUACAUGGUCUUCAACUUUCUGCCUGACUACUUCAAUGUAAACCUGCGCCUCUGCAUGGAGCUGUGCAUUGGAUCCUUCCAGGGGCUUCUUGUAGCGAUUCUCUACUGCUUCCUCAAUCAAGAGGUCCAAAAAGAGGUCCACAUGCAGUGGCUGAGGUGGCAGGAGCGGAGCUAUGGUGUGGUGUCACCCGCUGCAAAAUGCAGCCAGAUGGACACACCCUUCUAG